UUUCUACUUUCAUGCAAUCCAUCGUCAUGCAACAAGUCCAAGAAUGUGAGACAACUUGAAGAUGGAAAAGCUUCUCUCCUUGGAGAUGCUAUCAAGUAUGUAAAACAACUUUAAGAACGAGUGAAAGUAUUCGAGGAACAGAGCAAGAAGAGAUCUGUAGAAUUAGUAGUCCUUGUGAAGAAUUCUCAACUCUUUGUCGAUGAUGACACUUCUUCAUGUGACGAAAAUUGCGAUGGAGCCUUUGAAUCAGCUCUUCCAGAGGUUGAAGGAAGAGUUUCAAAUAAAGAUGUAUUGAUUCAAAUCCAUUGGGAUAAACACCAGAGAGUUGUCCUAAAAAUACCAAGUGAAGCAGAGAACCUCAGUUAAUCUAUCAUCAACAACAGUUCUUGCCUUUCGGGAAUUCCACACUUGAUAUUACUAUUAUCGCUAAGGUAAUUUGAGUUAAAUCUCAUAUAUCAAACAUUUCCAAAUUAACCAUGGUUUAGUUCAGUACCCAUCUAAUCAAUCUCCAUAGAUGUGUAGAUAUGGAAGCUGAAAUCUCAAAUAUGCCCUUAGCCCAUCAUCCUAUGCACAGGAAUUCUACAAGCUGAGGUUGUGUUAAUUAAUUAACCCACCCAGGCCCUAGCCACCUGAAGCCCUUUUAAGAAUUUCAUUGAUUUUGUUUCUACAAUGUUCUAUAAGUUUCUUCUAGUUUGGGUUGAUUAAUUGUCAAUAGCAAACAGUCAACUUACCAUCAUAACUUCUAUUCUAGACUGAUCCGGAGACUUCCAAAACGACAGCAAAAUGCAUUAUCAUCCUUCUAGAAACGCAAAUAUUCUUUCCAAAUCCAAAACCAGAAGCUUCAAGAAUCCACUAAACUAAUUAACCAUUUUCUUCUAUAUAAAUACUCAAAUUAAUCCACUACCAGCUAAACUACUUGCAAGCUUUGUAGUUCGCUUUCUAGCAGACCAAACUAACAAGAAAAAUGUCCCUUCUUCACUCGUUGAUGAAUCAAAACAGAUUGUUCAAUCCAUUUCAAAGGUUAUUUAUGGAUAAUUCUGGUACCCAAAUGGACUGGAAGGAAACUGCUCACGCUCACAUAUUCGAGAUCGACCUUCCAGGCGUUUCGAAGGAGGAUGUGAAGCUUGAAGUUGAGGAAGGAAGAGUUCUCCGAGUGAGCGCAGAGAGAAAAGAAGAAGCUGAAGAAAAAGGUGAGAAGUGGCAUUGCAAGGAGAGGGCAAGUGGUGGAUUUUUCAGGGAGUUUGAAUUGCCUGAAAAUGCUAAAGUUGAUGAGAUUAAAGCUUCAAUGCGCGAUGGAGUACUUGUGGUGAUAGUGCCUAAAGAUGAACACAGAAAGAAGAAGCCUAGAAAAAAGGGUGUGGAGAUUUAUGGGGAGGAUGAAGGAGAACACGCUCCCAAAGGACUUGGUCGCUUUGUUUGCUGCAAAGCUUAAAGGGAAGUCAUGUGUAACGACACUUCUAAGUUCUGGUAUUAUCCAAUAAUAAGUUGUUUGCUGGCUUUGUGAGUGAGUGAUUUGUUUGUUGAUUCUACGUCUUCUUUUCCUUGUAUACACGUUUGUAUUAUAGUUUCAAGAAUUUUUGUUUUUUGGCUGGGCUUUA
This is a messenger RNA of Manihot esculenta (cassava), 1598 nucleotides long. Its product is annotated as 18.1 kDa class I heat shock protein. Gene Ontology annotation, biological process: protein complex oligomerization; response to heat; protein folding. The transcript has a single exon. The record is from RefSeq and is a predicted model, not a curated record. Lineage: Eukaryota; Viridiplantae; Streptophyta; Magnoliopsida; Malpighiales; Euphorbiaceae. The coding region runs from base 965 to 1432 and encodes 155 amino acids.